AUGGAUUCAUCAUCAUCGGUAAACAUAGAUGAUGUGGAUGACUUAUUUGAUAUUUGUCUAAUUAUUCACAUGAAAUCUUUGAUUUUAUUGACGAAACAAGCUUUAUGCUGUGAAUGUCAUGGUAAUUACGAUGAUACAAAUUGGAAGCAAGCAUUCGAUAAAUACUUCAUGCCGUUUCUCAAAUUAACCCCUUUUGCUAAAUCAGAAAAAAAGGAUUAA
Adineta ricciae is the source of this 219-nucleotide messenger RNA. The record is from the annotation of a GenBank genome assembly. NCBI's taxonomy places the organism in Eukaryota, Metazoa, Rotifera, Eurotatoria, Adinetida, Adinetidae.